AUGUCUUCGCCAAGCUCAGGAAAACGACGAAUGGAUACAGAUGUUAUCAAGCUGUAAGUUUCUUUUUGGAUGGGAAUUUUACAAAAAAAGGAAAACAGAAAAAGAAAAUAUCUUGAAAAUCCCAUCAAUUUUUUGCCCUGAAAACAUGUUGUUUUCCUUUUUUUUCUGCUCUACACAGAAAAAAAGGCAAAAUAUUUGUGCGCGCGUUUCGACUCAACUCGAUAGAUUAUUGCUGGGAUCUUCUAAAAAAUAGGAAAGAAAAUAGGGAAAGGAAGACAAGAGUUAGUUUAUUUUGAGUGGUGGAAAAAAGAAAAAGUAUUUAGAUGCUCGAAAAAAAUAAAUAAACAUUAGAAGCCUCGAGAUCUUAUGUAAAUUUGAUCGUUUUGUUUGCUUUUGUGUAUUCGACAAUCAGAAGACCACAAAAAACAAAUAUUGAAACGUCUAGCAAUUUUCAGACAAAUCUAUAUUCUUAACCAGAAAACUGUUUCCACUUCUACUAGAGAUUUUUUUGAAAAUAAAAUAUGCUUUCUAAUCGAUUCCGACUGCAGAAAUCAAUUUCUAAUACGAGUUAUGACCUGCCGAAAUUUCGAAAAUUUGGAAAAAAUCGGGAACUUACAGUAGUAAACAAGUUCAAAAUGAUUUUUUUUGAAAAUCUAAUACUGUAGCGUUGUUCAGAAGGGUCGAUUACAUAAGAAAAUCAUUUUUGAAGUGAUUUGUUGUGAAAUCCCGAUUUUUCGACAUUUUGUAACUUUUCCAGGACAUUACUCAUAUUAGGAGUUGAGUUCUGUCGAAAACAACUAGAAAAUAUAUACUUUGUCAAAGAUCUCUUUGGAAAUCUGAAACAGUUCUCUUGUAAAGCGCCCUAACUUUUUCCUGAUACAGUUUUCAUAUCUCAUCUGAUAUUAGCCUUUCAUACGUCGGUGCACCUCGCUCCAUCGAACAAACACGCUCCGCAUCGCACGCGACGCGCCAAAAAAAAGCGCACGAGUUCAAAUGCAAACGAAAACCGUUUCGAAAAAAGAAAAACAAAAACAAAAAGAUGGCCGAGUGUGUCGGAUCCUAGGACGCGAAAAAAAACUUUUCUCUUCCAUGGCGAGUGCGAUAGAGCGAGGUGCACCGAUUGGUAAAAGGCUAAUAUAUAGAAAUACAUAACUACAGUAAUCCUUAUAUCCAAAAAUGUAGCAAAAAACGAGAUGUACUUUAUACUUUUUCUUCGUCCUCGAAUUUUUUUCCUUCGUUUUUCUCUUUAUUUUAUUUUUCCUUCGUUUUUUUCCAACCAACCACAGCCAGUCUUUUUCUCCAUCCUAACAAAAAUUUUUAUUUUUCCUGCCAACUCUUCGUCUCUCACCACAUCUUUCACUGUCUACCCAACACUCCUCGUUUUCCCAUAAUCUCUCCACUUUUUCUUUGUUGGUCUUCGAUGAUUUGCGGGAAAUUGACAUAGAAAUAGGUCUAUGGGCAGAGAAUGAAAAUGGCGAGCGAAAAAAAAAGUCGACGGGGAAAAAGCGACGAAUUUUUGUAUUUAUAUGUAUGAUGUGUUUGGAUGGGAAAUUGAGAGAAAUAUAAAUAGAAAAUGUGUAUAUUUAUAUAUUGAAAGACUAUUAAAAUGUGGAAAAAAAUUGAAAAUUUUGAAUAUUUUUCCAGAAUCGCCAAUCAUCACGAAGUUUCGAUUCAAGGAAGUUUGAAUGAAUUUAUCGUCAAAUUUUAUGGACCAAAAGGAAGUUAGUGAUUUUCUGGAAUUGGGAAAGUUUUCAGCGUCUGAAAUCCGUGGGCUAAAUUAUGGACCUCCAAAAUUCUGAAAAAAAAAUUUCUUGAAAGAGUUGAGUAUCUCGAAAUAGAGAAUAUUCAAUGAUUAUCUGAAACAAAUAUUUUCUCAAAACAUUUCACAAAAACUGGAAUUUUUUGAAAUAAAAAUUAGGAAAAUUAAACAAUUUUCAAGCGUGAACUUAGGCUUUUUAAUUGCGUUCGGAAUAUUUUUUGCAUUUUCAUUUCCGAAAUUCAGGUGUUUUAAAAAGCAUUUUAAAGUUGAAAAGUAAAAAGUAGAGAGCUAGAUCCAAUUUUCGAAAUCCAUGUCUAAUCUCACAGCUGCUGGAAUUUUUGAGCCGAUUCUGGAAAAAUUUCCCAAUUUUGCAGCUGCCUACGAAAAUGGUGUUUGGCGUAUCCGCGUCGAUUUGCCCGAAAAAUACCCAUUCAAAUCACCAUCAAUCGGAUUCAUGAAUAAAAUCUACCACCCAAAUAUUGAUGAAUCAAGCGGAACUGUUUGUUUGGAUGUUAUUAACCAGGUAUUUAUUUUGAAUAUAUUUAUAAAAUUCAUAAUUGAUUUGUAUCAUAAAUGAAACCUGCUAUGAGAAAGAAGAAAAAUAUAAAGAAGAUAAAAAUCUUCUUUGUCUCUUCAUCUUUUCUCAAUAUUUAUAAUAUGUAUAUUUUGAGGGACCAACAAAAUUAGUGUUUGUUUCCAGGCUUGGACAGCUCUUUAUGAUCUUGCAAAUAUUUUCGAAUCUUUCCUUCCCCAACUUCUCACAUAUCCAAAUGCACAAGAUCCAUUGAAUGGAGAUGCUGCACAAUUGUAUAUUCACAAACCGGAAGAAUUCAAGAAAAAAUGCAAAGGUAAAUAAUAUAUGGUAUUUUUGUUCUUUAGAACUUCUUUUUCAAGGUCACAAAACCUGGGAAAAGUACUAAUUUUAUCUAAAAACAUGAGAGAAAGAGAAAAUUGUGAAAAACACAUGACUUUGUCGGUCAAAUGACUGGGUGUAAGCCAAUUUGAAUUAUAAACAUGAGUUUGUGGAAAUUGCAACAUUUUUGGGGAUUAGUGAAAGUCGUGGAAAGAAAGUAAAGAAAGAAGUCUUCUAAUUUCGUAUUUUUUUUUAAAUAAAAAUGAAAAUGUGAACUAUGACAUGGCAUUUUAGAAUUUCGAUGGAAAUCAGUGUUUUCUUGUCGAUUUGAAGUAAUUAAUUUUUCAAAAAAUCAUUAAUCAUUACAGAUUAUGUCGAUAGAUAUGCUUCUGAAGCUGCGUUGAAACGAGCAUUCCACGAUGCAUCACAAAAUGAUGAAAACGACGAUGACGAUGAUAGUGUUUCCUCGAUGUCCGAUUAUUGUGGAGAUGAUGACGACGAUGAUUUAUUAGAUCAUAUGGAAAUGUAG
Messenger RNA from Caenorhabditis angaria, 3141 nucleotides. The record is from the annotation of a GenBank genome assembly. NCBI's taxonomy places the organism in Eukaryota, Metazoa, Nematoda, Chromadorea, Rhabditida, Rhabditidae.